UAAAAUGGGUUGGCAGCGGAAAUUGAUGUUUAUGCAGCUGAUAUUGGUAUCGGUGUUCCUCUCGGUUCAGCCCACACACUCUGAAGACCCUAAGCUUCGUAUCUCCUUAACUGAGAAGGAUCUUUACAAAUUCGGAGAUAAAGCUUACGUAAGGGUAUACCAAGCAGUGGUUGGAGCAAUACCAGGCGCAUCUGAAACAAAAUUCCCUUCCAAAUUCCGAUUCAAAGAUAUUUGGCAGGAUAGACAGGGCAGAAUAAUCAUGCUCCCAGCAGGAACAAAAGACCCGGUGAACAGUAAACUAUGGAUAGGAAUUGGAGACCCGAGAAAUCAAUUAAAAUUCAUGAAAAGAUAUCUAAAGGAAGGUAAAAAUCCGUUGAUUAGGUCAUUUCUUGUGCCUUAUGAAACUGUCCGAAAAGUCCUCAACCCAAAACGUAUUUGCACCAAAGAUUCGCACCCAAACUCAGGAUUAUCAAUGAAUGUGGAUCAGAACGAUUAUGCCAACCAAUUCGGACUUAAUCGUUUAGAUGCAGAUGAACUGAGAAAAAAUGCAGUACCGGAAUCAUUGGUUACCUUUGCCACAAAGAUAGACGACACUGAACCUCAUUGGGGAAUCUUGCUUGAUAAAGAGGUUUUAAAGAACGACUUUAAUAAGAACAAACCCAUACAAUCUCAACUAGGGGAUGUCAAUCUUAAAAAUGCAAAGGACCUUAAGUUCAACGAGAUCCCAUCCAUCGAAAAAGAUUAUAUGUUUUCUGGAAGACCUUUCGACGACAGUUAUUUUGAAUCUAUUAUUCAGAAAGGAAAGACAUACAAGUUGGAAUUUGAGAAUUCAAGGACAUUUCUCAGUUGUGUUGAGGCUUAUUCUAGAAAACUGGUUUCUAUUCUUAAAGACGAUAAUAGUCGAUCCCUGAAUGCAAUACGCCGAUACCGAUCAGAGAGGGAUCUCUGGGGUGUUUUGAAAGAUGUGGAUCAGAACUUGGACUUGACAAAAAUAGAACUUGGAUUUUUCGGUGAAGGCAAUCUCGACGUUGAAACACGCUUGAGAGAGUUAACUAAUCGACUAACUAAUAAGAUUACUAGCGCCUUGACUAAAAGAGCAAUUUCUCAUACAAUGAACAAAUUUAGUCAAAGAAUGAUCAAUGAGAUGAAUGAUAUGAUUAAGCCCUCGUAUAAAUUAGAAGUUAUAUUUCAACUAGGAACCUCAGAUGCAGUCGACAAAGCUUCAAAGUAUCUGCAUCAAAGAUAUGCUAACGAAGGCAAAUUAGUACAACAUAUUAUUCUAGACGAAAAUGGAAAUAUUGAGGGUAAAAGGAAAGGAAAUGGAAACAUCAAUUUAGAUUAUUUUAGACUAAACGUAAUUGGACAUGGUGAAAUCAAAGAUUCAAGUUUUACUAUCGGAGGUAAACAUCCAAAUGAACUUGCAAACUAUGUUAAAGAUUUGGUGUCGCAAGAUUUGGGAGCACAGAGUGAGUCGUCGCAUAAUCUUAAGAAAGUGAGUUUAAUCGCAUGCAAUACAGCGCUUGACAAUGACAAGGCCAAAAUUGCAAGUACCUAUGGACUAAGGUUUUUGGAAGCUCUUGAAACGCACAAUACCGAAGUUACUGUUCGCACAGACGAAGUACAGAUAACUAUAGACGGCAACAAGGUAUAUGGACCGGGAACUGACCUUCGAAUUAGAAAAGAUCCCCCUGUAUUAGUGAGAAAAAACGUUGACGGAACAACAGAAUAUGGACUAAUCAAUCUUGAAACAAAGAAACCGACAUGGAGCACAAAUGAACCUAGCGACUUAAGCUAUAGAAAAAUGCUCUUAAAAAAAUCAUUUCAUCAAAAUGACAUAAAUGAAAUAGUCGAGAAAACAAAUCUCAGAAAGAAUUAUAUAUUUUAUAACGGGAAAGACACAAGUGGGAAUCUUAACUUGAGAGAUUUUGAUCAACCUGGAGUGCAAUCAGUACUUACAGAUAUAGAUUCUGCGGAAUGGGUUGAAAAGCUUACUUAUGCGACUGCCGAAGCAACUAAAGACAUGCCAGAUAGUAGUGACUGGAUACCACUUAUAGAUACUGCAUCUAAGCAGGAAAAUGGAAACACUAAGGUGACAAUCUUCAAUUCUGAUACACUUGAAACACGGUCUGUUGAAAUAAAGAAUGACGCAUUUGUCCAGUACAAGAAAAGGUCUUCAUCCCAUAAAAUGUCUCCUCGCUAUCCUCCGAAAAUAUCAAAAUGGUCAAUUGGAAUGGAUGGGACUGGGGGUCUGUUGGGAAUUGGUGGCUUUAUCAUGUCUGCUAUUGAGCUGUCAAAAUCAAAGAAAUGCGAAGAAAAUGUCACAUGUCCAACGAAUAAAAAGCUUGCAAAGUCUUUGGAAAUAAAUGCAUACGUCGGAAUUGCAUUUGGUGGAUUUGGUUCAAUCAGUGACAGUAUUCAACUAGCUGAACUAGCUGUAGGCUAUAAAUUAGGCAAACAAGCUGUGAAAGGAAUAACGACACUGACGAAAACCACAUCCAAAUUUUUACAGUUUUCGAAAGUAUUUGGAGCUGUAGGAAUGGGAGUAGGUGUAGCUGGAGGUAUUGUGGGUCUCGGGUUUAGUAGUUACGCAUUGGACCAUGCCGAGACAGAUGCACAAAGAAUCCAGUUUGGAGUUCAAGUUGGAAUUGAUUCAAUUUCUACUGCUGUAAGUGUGGUGGGGUUAGUGGCUACAUUUGCAGGAAGUAGCGCUAUCGCGUCCAGUAUUGCUGCUGCGGCGGGUCCUGUUGGUUUUGUAGUUGCGAUAGUCGGUAUUCUUACUAGUACGAUAACUGGACUUACCUUUGAAUUCAUCAACACGAGAGAUAACGCCCGUCAAGUCGGAAAGUAUUUUCAUACUUUAGAUAAUGUUUACGGCCGGAAUGGUUUUGAUUAUGACGCUUCGACGAAGGUGUUAAAAUUAUUAAAUGAUGCUAUCGUAGAGAGUGUUGAUUUUAGAUAUGGAAGAAUAAAACUUGAUAGCCAGUUUAUAUACAGAACUGAACAUGGACCUACUGGUAGUGGCAGGAUAAACUACUUUUUCUGGUAUGGCGAUUUUCCUGUCAUGAUCAAGAACAAAAACGAAGCAAUAAAUAUACGUAAUGGAAUAGGGCAUGUUAGAUCAGCUCCAUUGGGUGGCGCUGAAACGUCCGCUGAGACUCUUGUCUUACCUGCAAUACCAAAAAGUUAUAUAAGCUACAGCUACGGUCGAUUACCGUUUUGUACAACAAUGCAUGACGAAGGGUUCGACGUCGUUCGUCGUUUGGAGGACAACAGAUUUGAUUACGAUUUUUAUAUUUUUCCAGGCGAACAAAUUAUCAAUAGUAUCAAUCACGAGUAUGUUGACACAAUGCUUACCAUUAAUCUUGAUAAUAGUAAUGUUAAGACUAUCCUGGUACCCGAUAUUAAUUCAUACGAGUACCUUCACAAUAGAUACACAUUUAAGAUUAAAACCCUUGGCGUGAAGCACGACAUAAUUUUGUCUGAUUAUUAUUCGUUUAUCUUAGAACGGAUGUCGAACACACCUUGUAUUUGGUAUCUCCGAUUCACCGAUAUUGAUUUCCAUGAAGUUUCAAUUCAAAAUUCUAUAUUACGUAUAAAACACAUAUUGGUUGAAAUAACUCACCGUUCUGAUAUAAUUUAUCUAUCGGAUGGCAAUGGAAUUUUACAAAUAGAUCUUGAAAAAAACACCAAGACUUUAGUAUCUGUGUUCCACGAUGAAGAAACGAGCUUAAGAGAACUAAAAAGGUAUCUAGGAGAUAUGGAUGGCAGUUGGUUGAAGAAUCAAAAGUAUGUCGUUAUUUCCAACUUCACACAAAACGGAGCAUACGUAGGCAGAGUGUUCUAUGAUACCAAAUCGCGCAUCUUUUUGUACACGGACUUACACGGCGUUGGUGUUUCCAGCAAGUUUAAGGAUAAUGUGCAAUUGCUCGGUUCAUAUCAAGGGAAAUAUCAAAGAAAUGUGUAUUUCAUGAGCGAGGAAUAUGAUAACACUGUCGUUUGGCGAACAGAUAUAAAAACAAAACGGGUAGUUGCAUCGUAUGUAUUGUACUGUGGAAAUUAUAAUUUCAAGAUUUCAAAACUAUACCAGCAGCAGGAAACCAGCUAUCUUAUACAAAAUGUGUAUGAUGUCAGUCUCAUUUAUCUCAUUAAUGCACACGAUAUUAAACUUAUUGCCAUUGAUGGUAAAAUUGGGAACAUAGUGAAGCUUGCUGAUUCCUGCUUUCCUUCUCUGAAAGAUUACCUCCCCGGUACUGAACGCCAAGAAGCAAGUUUCCGAUUUCCCGGGAAGUGUUUACACGCAACAACUGUUCCGAUUCUUCCUGUUAAGCAAACACUUGGCAAUGGUAAAAGUAGACGUUUUUGGUUGUACAUGAAUGCGACUGAUCAGAACGAAGGUACAAAGGGGGACAUUUUCUGUAUUCCAAACAAACCACCUAUAGCCACCGGUGUCAUCACUCCUCAUAUUCCGAACGAA
This is a messenger RNA of Owenia fusiformis, 4474 nucleotides long. NCBI's taxonomy places the organism in Eukaryota, Metazoa, Annelida, Polychaeta, Sabellida, Oweniidae. The record is from the annotation of a GenBank genome assembly.